Molecule: messenger RNA, 5712 nt
Organism: Plasmodium adleri (nom. inval.)
Lineage: Eukaryota; Apicomplexa; Aconoidasida; Haemosporida; Plasmodiidae
Product: conserved Plasmodium protein, unknown function
Exons: 4
Coding region: 1-5712 (1903 amino acids)
Source: RefSeq, a predicted model, not a curated record
AUGAAUAAUUCAUAUGAUAGGUCAAAUGUAGAAGGUUCAACUGUUAAUGAAGAUAGUCAACAUAAAGAAAAUUUAUCAUAUAAAAUAAAUGAGGAAUUAUAUUAUUCAAGUGUUAAACAAAUCCACAACAAUAAUGUUGAUGAGACUGUAAAUAAUCAUGGUGAUAUUGUGUUUCCAUGUGAUAGUAAUCAACAAAUAAAUUGUAAACUAACAAAUGAUAAAAUUAAUGUAGAAUAUACAAAUGAAAAUAAUAUGCAUAAUGUAAAUAUGAAUGAGACGAAUUAUAUGAAUAAUAAAAAUAUAAAUAUGGAGAACAAAGUAUGUGGUGAAUAUGAAAAUGUAAAUAUUUUUAAUCAUGAUAAUCAUAUGAAUAAUUCUAUUAAUGUAAUACAAAAUGAAAAUAUAUUGUUAUCAAAGGAAUAUAAAGAAUCGAAAAAACAUCCUAAUGAUAGGAUAAAUAAUAUAGGUAUUAAUGCCGGUAGUACUACAAGUAGUCAUAAAAAGAAGAAAAAAAAUGUUACAUUUAGUGAUGAUAAUAUGUAUAAUAUGAGUUAUAGAGACAUAAAAAAUAAUUCGAUGAAUUAUUAUAUGGAUAUGAAUAAUAUGAAUAAUGAGAAUAAUAUGAAUAAUAUGAAUAAUGUGAAUAAUAUGAAUAAUAUGAAUAAUACUAAUAAUUUACAUAAUGCAUAUCAUAACAAUGAUUAUAAAAAUCGGAAUUAUGAUAUUGUUAUGAAUCAUAUGAAUGAUCAUAUGAAUGAUCAUAUGAAUGAUCAUAUGAAUGAUCAUAUGAAUGAUCAUAUGAAUGAUCAUUUAAACUAUGCUAAUAAUACAGAUGGAGCUGUGAAAGGGAUUUAUAAUAUAAUAAGCUUAAAACAAAAUAACUCCAACAAUAAUAUAAACAAACUAAAUAAUAAUUAUAUCGAAUAUGAUAUAAACAAUAAUUCUAAUAUGUAUGAAAAUUAUCAGAAUAAUAAUAUUUAUAAUAAUAAAAAUAAUUAUUUUAAUUCUGAUAUUGGAAAUACAAAUCAAGAUGAUAAAAAUGUGAAUAAUAUAAAUAACAACUUUGUUGUUAAAUAUUUGAAAGACUUAGAAAAAAUUUAUCAAUUAAAAAAACAUAAUAAGAAAUUAGAUAGCCACAAAAAUGUAAACAAUUAUUAUAAUAUGUUAGAGUUAUUAUAUAAUUCUUGUAAGAAAAAAAAAAAUUUGAAUGAUAAAAGAAUAAGGGCUCUAUUAUAUAUAUUCAAAUAUAUUAAAAAUUUAGAAAAAAAAAAAGAGCAUAAUAAUUCAGACAUAUUUGAUAUAAAGACAUUAAGAAGGUUAAACAAACAAGUGGAUUUAUAUAUUGAUUUGUUAGAAAAAAGGAAAUAUAAAGAAGAUAUACAUUUAGAAUUAAAACAGGAAAAAAUGGACACCAUCAACAAUAAUAAUAAUAAUAAUAAUAAUUAUGAUAAUAAUUAUGAUAAUAAUAAUUAUUAUAAUGAUUAUAAUAAAUCGAAUUAUCAUGAAUUUAAACAACCCACUGAUUCAUAUGCACAUAAUAAAUUUAUAAAUAAUAUUAUGAAGAAUAAAUGUGAUUUAUUUUUUAAAUCUAAUAUUAAUAAUAUUAAUAUUCAAUCUCCAGAACAAAAUUUCUAUUUUAAUCAUUCUCUGAAAAAAGUUAAUUAUAUAAAUAAUUUGUUAGUAUAUAUACACUUUAUAGUGUUUAAAUAUAUCACGCUUUAUUCAAUAAAUGAAUGGAACUUGUUGUUGUUUAAAGAUAUUGAUGCUUAUAAUGUUUGUGGGAGUAGUAACGAUCAAAGAUUAAAUAAGACAUCCGUGGAGAGCUUAUUAUCACCUGAUAAUAUGGAAGAUGUUAAUCAUAUGAGUGAGGAUGAUAAUAAAAGUGAGGAUGAUAAUAAAGGUGAUAAUGAUAAUAUAAGUGAGGAUGAUAAUAAAAGUGAGAAUGAUAAUAAAAGUGAGAAUGAUAAUAUAAGUAAGAAUGAUAAUAAAAGUGAGAAUGAUAAUAAAAGUGAGAAUGAUAAUAUAAGUGAGAAUGAUAAUAUAAGUGAAGACAACAAUAAAAGUGAGAAUGAUAAUAAAAGUGAAGACAAUAAUAAUAAUAAUAAUAAUAAUAAUAAUGAUGAUGAUCAGGAGGGUACUAUAAAAGUACAGAUAAAUGAUCAGAAUUGUAUGGAUCAAAAUAAAAAUAAAUUUGAGAUUCCUUUAAUUAGUUAUUUCGAGUUAGAUGAUUAUAAAAUAGAAAAGUUGAAUCCUCUUAAUAUGAAUGAAAAUAAUACAAUAGAUAUAAAUUAUUAUGAAUAUGUAAUUGAACCGUUUGAUUUUUUAUUUUAUGAUCAGGUUUAUAAUGAGAUAUAUAAUUAUUUGCAGAUGUUAAAAAAUCAGAGUUUAUUUCAAAACGAUGAGAACAACAACAAUAAUAAUAAUAAUAAUAAUAAUAAUGAUAAUAAUAAUGAUAAUAAUAAUAGGGGUGAUGAUGAUCAUAAUAAUAUUUUCAAUUGUUAUGAUAAUUCUCAUCUUAUGAGACAACUACCUUUUCAAUAUUACGAAUUUAUAGAAAUAUUAAUAAAGGAAGUUAUAAAUGUGCGUGAUUUAAUUUAUCGUAAUAAAUAUGUAAGAUAUCUUUUUUAUUACAUUUAUAGAAAUAAUGAAGAUAAUUUGUUAGAAGGUAUAAACAAAAUAUUUUUCUUAGAAAAGAAUAAAGUGUUAUUAUAUAAAACGCAAACAAAAUUAAGAUACAACAUUUUUGUGUCACGAUUUUUAGAAAACAAUGGUUUAUCUACAACAAAUGAAGAAGAAAAAGAAAAUAAAAAAAAAAUUAGCUUCAUAGAAGCAAAGAAUAAAUUAUUUGAUAGUAUGUUUAAUGAGUAUAAUAUAUAUUAUAAUGAGUAUAUGAAAAAUAUUGAAAAAUAUAAUAUUGCUAGAAAGAAUAUCUUUAAUAUUAAGGACAAAAAAUUUACAUAUAUAAAAAAAAAAAUUAAUAUAUAUUCUGAUUAUUUUGAGCAUAUGAAAAAAAAAUUGUCUGUAGAAAAAUAUAAUCCACAGGAAGAUUCAAAGGAGGAAAUAAAUGAUAAUAUGAAUGACCAUAAUGAUGACAAUGAAAAUAUUAAUAACCAUAAUGAUGACAAUGAAAAUAUUAAUAACCAUAAUGAUGAUAAUAAUGAUGAUAAUAAUGAUGAUAAUAAUGAUGAUAAUAAUGAUGAUAAUAAUAAUGAUGUGUUUAAAAAUAUACAUCUUAUAGAAUAUGAGAAAGAAAAGAUUUCUUUUGAUGUGCCCUUUAAUUAUGUCAAAUUUUUAUAUGAUAAAAAUUAUGCCUUAAUUAUAAACAGUGAAAAAAAUAAUUCCAGAAAAUUAAAAGCUGCAUAUAUAGUAAAUAAGAAUUUAAAAAAUAAAGAAAACAUAUUAAUUAUAACUUCUAUAUUAAAUAUAAUGAAAUGGAAAAGUUUGUUUUUUACAUUUAAAAAUGUAACAAUAUAUAAAAAUGAAGAGAGUAUAAUUGAGAAUAAAGUAGAACAUAUACAUAAUAAUUUAAUUAUAUGUAUAGAUUUUUUGCCCAAAACUUUGAAUAUUACAUGUGAUAUUAUUAUAUUAGAUAUGUGUCAUUUUAAUAUUAUAAAUCAGAUUAGUAUAUUGAAUGAAUUGUGUUUUUUAAAUUAUAAAAAAAAAAUAUUAAUAGUUAAUAAUAUUUGUGAUAAUUGGAAUUUUAUAUCUUCUUUAUUUUUAUUAAAUAAUCAUGUUUUUAAUAAAUCUUUUUUGGAUACUAUCAAAAUGAAUUAUAAUGAAGAUGAUAAGAAAAUUAUAAAUUAUAUGAUGUUAGAUUAUAUUUCACACUUUUGUGUAUUAAAUAAACAAAAAAAUUUAUUUUUCAAAGAUCAAAAAGUAGAUCAAAAUGUAAGUCUUAAUAUAAAAAAAAAAAAAAAAGAUGAUGAUGAACAAAAUGGUAACACAAAUGAUGAGUGUGAUAAAACAAAUGAUGAGUGUGAUAAUACAAAUGAUAAGUGUGAUAAUACAACUGAUAAGUGUGAUAAUACAACUGAUAAGUGUGAUAAUACAAAUGAUGAGAAAUUAUUACAUCUAGAUGAUAACAAUGAAAUAAAAAAAACAAAUCCAAAAAAGAAAAGAAAUUUGUUUUUCAUUCUAACAUAUAUGAGUGGUAUUCAGAAAUGUAUAUAUGAUAAUGCUGAUGAAAAAAAUAAAAGAGAUACAUGUAUACAUCCAUUAUUAAUGUUAGAUGAGAAUUUAUUUUUAUUAAAAGAUUUUAAUAUAUCUGAAAAAUUUGAAGUAUUAAAAAAUAUUAUAAAAAAAUGUAUCCUAAUAAAAAAAAAAAUACUCAUAUGUUAUUCUGGAGAUGAAAAAAUAUUAAAACUUAUAAAAAUAUUAUUACAUUUAUAUGGAUUAAAUGAUUUUAAUGCAAUUACAUAUUUGACAUUACCUAAUAAUAAUCAAGAACAAACAGAAAAUAUAAACAAUCUAGAUUUAUAUGAUGUAUCCAUAAUAAUAAAUGAUCAUAUAUCAUUUUUAAAAUAUUUUGAAAAUAUAAAUAUAACAUGUUAUUUUUUAGUAUCUACAUUUACAAAUGAAGAAGAUGAAUUAUUACAAUUAUAUGGUCAAGAAAUGAAAGAAUUAUAUUUUUAUAAAAAAAAAAAAAAAGAAUUAAUGGAAUCAAAUAAAUCAUAUAGAGAUUUCUUUUAUAGAUAUUAUUUAAAUAAUCUUAUAUCUGAUACUGAUGAACAAUUUUUAAUGUUUAAUAUUAUUGAUCAAAAGGAAAAAAUAUAUUGUAAUGUUAAUUACAAUGAGAUGGUAUUACCCACCUGUUUUAUUUCAUCGAUAUCGGACCCUGAUCAGGCCUCUCACUAUUCGGAACACUGGAAGGAUAUAAAGGAUGCUCAUAAUUUCUGGAACUUCAAUACUUUUAGUAAGAACAAAAUAAAUUUUUACCUGAACAAAAAAAAUACAGUAUAUGAUAAAUAUGAAAAUGUGGUAAGUCCAAUAUCAGAGGAAUCAAUAGCCCCACCACAGAUUUAUUAUUAUUUGGAAAACCCCAUGAAGGAAAGAAACGUUUUCAAUGGUUGCAUAUCAGUAGCAUUAGAAGACAUAAUCCAAGAAUUGAAUAGAAAAAAGGAAAUAACCGAUUUUGAUGAAAUGAAAAAAAAUGUUUUAUUAAAUAUACAACAGAAAGCUAAUAAAAAACAUUUCACUUCUGUUCGUAAAGUCGAAAAAAUUUUAUCUAAAUUUUUAGAAGAAAAUAAAAGUAAAUCCUUUGAUCAAUUUUUAAAGGGUUGUGAGGCAUAUGGACAGAUUAUAAGUAAAUGCAAAGAGAAAUUAUUUGUUACCUUCAAUAAAACAUACAAUGUCCAAUUUAAAAACUUUGAAGAUUUCUGGUGUGAUGAUGAAAAGAAAAGAAAAGAAAAGUGGAAGAAAUUAUGGGAUAUGAAUGAAAAAAAUGCAUAUGAAAAGGAAAGCAAUUUAUUGUUCAAUGUAUGUAAUGAAAAAAGUGAUUUAACUGACUUUUCUAAGAGUAGUAGUUUUGACAAAUUAAAGGGUGAUACAAAUAUAAACGAAAAGAAAAAUUUCAGAAUAAGAUUAUCUUCACAAUUAUUAGAAGAAAAAGAUCUUGAUCAAUUAUAUCAUGGAAACAAAAAAAUAUGUUUAUUAAAUGAUACUACUGAAAAAGAUAAAAAGACAUGUUUAUAUAAUGAAAGAAAAGAGGAAUGA